AUGCACAGGAUUUGUAGUGAAUCGUACAAAUUCAUUCGAAUGGCUGAUGAUCUCCACGAUGUAGCGACUUAUCUAGCUGAUAUGCGACUAUGCUUCAUUUUGGUAACGGCUACAGGAUACCUACUUUUGUUCGGCUACCUAGUCAUGCUCUGCAUACGACGUAAUAGGCGGUCACAACCACGACGUCGGAAUUGGGACUAUCAACUAGAAAAUCAGCGUGAAUGCAAUACUUCUGGGGUGCAAAACACCGAAGAUUUGGUUGGUGUACGAAGUGAUGGAAACAUAGGGCAUAUAGGAAGGAAUCAUCACGGACGAGCGCACAACAACCCAGUGCCAUCCUUCAUGAGACAUGGCCACAUAAAUCAUCAGCAAACUACUCGACUGAUGGCUGAUCAGGAUGGUUCGGUUGUAAAGCAUCAGAUUCCACACAUCACAACGGAACCACCAGUUGAAGAAACUAAGGCUAAAGUUCCUCAACUGGUCAAAGACUCGAUCGAGUCGUGA
Molecule: messenger RNA, 504 nt
Organism: Angiostrongylus costaricensis
Lineage: Eukaryota; Metazoa; Nematoda; Chromadorea; Rhabditida; Metastrongylidae
Source: the annotation of a GenBank genome assembly